Molecule: messenger RNA, 989 nt
Organism: Actinia tenebrosa (Australian red waratah sea anemone)
Lineage: Eukaryota; Metazoa; Cnidaria; Anthozoa; Actiniaria; Actiniidae
Product: TNF receptor-associated factor 3-like
Biological process (GO): regulation of canonical NF-kappaB signal transduction
Cellular component (GO): plasma membrane signaling receptor complex; cytoplasmic side of plasma membrane
Molecular function (GO): zinc ion binding; tumor necrosis factor receptor binding
Source: RefSeq, a predicted model, not a curated record
GUCAAUUAUUUCACCGCUCAUCUUGGUUGGUACCGAGUAUGGCUUUAUCAAAGGGAUACAAGACGCGGAAGACAUCCGUAUUACCAGACUUCGCAUCAGUAAAUUUUGCUUCAAAACUUCGUUCAAGAUUCAGAUGUCCAGUGUGUAAAAACCCUCGGAAAGAACCUGUACAGACUGAAUGUGGGCAUCGAAUGUGUAGUGAAUGUCUUCAACAAAUAUUGAGAAAUCCAAAUCCUCAUUGUCCUUUAGAUAAACAGCCACUCUCUGAAAGACAAGUAUUCAAUGAUGUCUGCUGCAAGCGUGAGGUUCUUGGGCUCAUUUGUUUCUGCAUGAAUCACAAGCAUGGAUGUGGAUGGAAAAAGGAACUGAUGCACUUAGAAGAGCACUUACGUCAUUGCGAAUAUCGAGAAGUUCCUUGCCCGAAUCAAGGAUGCAAAGAAAUGAUUCCAAUGAAAAAACUUGAUCAUCACGUGGAAGAAUCUUGUCUUUAUAAACCAUGUCAACACUGUGGGGAACAUGUACCUGAAGUCCAGAUGGAGGCUCAUCUGCGUAAAUGUGAAAAGGUCCCUAUUACUUGUCAGUAUUGUGGAAUGAGUGRUAUUUUGCGUGAGCUUCAAAACGAUCAUAUCGAAAACCACUGUGAAGCAGCAGAAAAACCCUGCAAAUUCAAAGAUGUUGGGUGUCUCUUCAAGGGUAAAUUAGAAGACCUUAAUGAGCACUACGAUUGCCAGAAGGACGAGCAUCUCAAACUGACAGUUCAAUCUAUGUACUCAUCAAAGAAACUGCAAGAGGAAUUGAGCCAAAAAGUGGAUAAAGCUAAAGAGAAGACUGAAAAACUGGAAAAAGAAUUGUCUGAGCACCGAGAAUCGUUGGCUGCAAACGCACAGAACUUGAGAUCUUACCAGGCUAGACUGAGUAAAGCUGAGAAUGGUGUUUCUGAAAACAAAUCUGCUAUUGCACAGAUCAGAGAACGCAUAGAGGUAGGCUGA